AGGCAUCUUCCUCCCGACGACGACGACGUGUCAACUGCCAAGGUCCAAGUCCAGUCGUCUUUAUAAAAUCACGCAACUCCCUUUCCGGCCGCCAUCCUAUUGUCGCAUUUCUGCUGCAUCACAACAUGGUGGCCGCCGUUCCUGCUGCUGGCAGGUUGCAGCCGGCAAUGGCGGCCGGCCAGUGCAAGCAGCCAUGGGAGUACAGCCUGCGGAAGUACCUCCUGCUGCUGGCCACCCUGGUGGUCACCGUCACCUACGCCGCGGGAUUCAACCCACCGGGGGGCAUCUGGCAGGACUCUGGCAGCCACCAAGGCGGCGAAAGGAGGCUCGCCGGUGACCCCAUCAUCCGUGACACCGACUACCACCGCUACCUCGCCUUCUACUACUGCAACGCCACCGCGUUCGCCGCCUCGCUCGUCCUCAUAGUCCUUAUCCUCAUCCUCGCUGUCCGACACGACAAGGAGAAGAAGAAGGACGCCGUCUGGGUCGCCUCUGACGUCGUGCCGCUGCGGGCCGUCAUGGUGGUUGACCUGCUCAGCCUCAUGGGCGCAUACGCCGCCGGCACCUGCGAAGACAUGGUCUGCUCCGUCUACUCCGCUGUGCUGGUGGUCGCCGUCUUCCUCUACAUUCUGGUUACCAGGCUGCUGGCCUGGUGGUUUCAAGACAACAGCCCCGACUGCGAUGACUUUGCCGCCGGCGGUGCGACGCCCAUCCACAGACCCGACACCAGCUCCGGACCUGGCGGUACAAUGCCCGUCCCCAACCGUGCCGUGAUUCCUGCCCCUGUCCCCAAUUCUGAACCCGUUGGCAUCCAAGAAGAAGAGGAGCGGCUCCGCAAGGCCAAGAAGAAGCUGAAAGCCGAAGAGCGGCUCCGCAAGGUCCUGAUGCUUCUGGCGACGUUCGCGGUGAGCAUCACCUACGUUGCCGGUCUGAGCACGCCGGGUGGCUUCUGGGACAGCGCCGGCGGCAGCCACGGCCCCGGCGAUGCCAUCCUCAGCGACCACCACGGCGUGCGCCUGACGGUGUUCUUGCUUUGCAACACCACUGCGUUUGUGGCGUCUCUGCUCAUCACAAUGCUGCUCAUCAUCGACAAGAAGCUCCGCAAGAAGACAGCCCGGUACCGAGAGCUCUAUGCGUGCAUCGUCAUAGCGCUGGUCGGCCUCGUUGGCGCCUACGCCGCUGGCAGCUGCAGGAAGACCGACACCACCAUCUACGUGGUCAGCCAGGUUGGCGCCGUUCUGGUAUUCAUCCUACUGCUCCAUGGUUUCUUCUACACUUCUGCGUCCAAAUGGCUUUCCAGGCCAGCCCAAAGAACUGAUGAAAAUCAGCAUACUGAUGAUAAUGCCAGUGCUAGGGAGGCUCUUGACAAGGCCCGAUCUCUUGUUCUGCUGCUUGCCACUCUUGCCGCCACCAUCACCUACGCUGCGGGGCUGGACCCGCCGGGUGGGCUUUGGGAGGACAACAGCGGCGGGCACAUGGCUGGCGAUCCGAUCCUUCUCACGACCAAAGCUACGCGAUUCAAGGUCUUCUUCUACUGCAACUCGGUUGCCUUCGUGGCCUCCCUGGUGGUCAUUAUCCUGGUCCAGAAGGAACUUCUAGUCAAGCAUCAUGUGCUGGAGGCAGCCAUGAUACUGGACUUGUUUGGCCUCAUCGGCGCGUAUGCUGCCGGGAGCUCCCGAGACGUGAACACCUCCACUAACGCGAUGGCCUUGGCAGGCGCCGUCCUGGUCUAUGUUGUGAUACAUGUCCUCUUCUUCACGCUGGACCACAAGGACGGCGGCAACAAUAAAGACGACGAAGAGUUGCUGGAGAAGAGGCGCAAGCGGUUGCUCCUCUUCGCCAUCUUGGCGGCGACCAUCACCUACCAAGCCGGCCUCACGCCUCCAGGCGGCUUCCUGCUCAAGGACGACGAGCUCAGCGGGCACCACGCUGGCGACCCGGUCCUCUUGCACAACUUCCCGUGCCGCUACAAAGCCUUCUUCUACUGCAACUCGGUGAGCUUCAUGCUGUCCAUGGCUCUCAUCAUCCUCCUGGUGAACCCCAAUCUGUACAGGCCAGCCAUACGAAGCAAUGCAUUGUCUGUCUGCACAGCGGCAGGCUUGUUCUGUCUGAUGGGGGCCUAUGCCGCCGGAAGCACGCAGCACUUCAGGACGUCCAUCUACAUCUUCGUGCUGGUGGCCGUGGUCCUCUUGGUCGCAGCGGGACUGCUGCUAGUGUUUCUGGUGAGGGAGCUGAAGAGAAAUGGCAAGUCAGCAGCUGUACCAUCCGUAGAAGAGGAGCUGGCGGGGCCCCCAAAGGAAGAAGCCAAGGGAGAAGAAAAAAGGAAGAAGGAGGAACAAGAAAAGGAGAAGGAACUAGAAGAAAGGAAGAAGCACGCCAGGCGCAAAUACCUGAUGCUGCUAGGCAUCUUGGUGGCGAGCGUGACCUACCAGGCAGGCCUGGAACCGCCAGGCGGAACGUGGCAGAGCAGCAGUGACGGGCAUGAAGCAGGCAACCCGGUGAUGCACGACAACAGGAAGGCCCGGUAUCUCACCUUCUUCUACAGCAACUCCACUUCUUUUGUGGCUUCCAUCGUCGUCAUUAUCAUGUUGCUGCCACAAUGGCUGCCAAAGGAGAAGGAAGAAGAAUGGGAGGAGUGGUCGCUGAGGGUGAUGAACACGACGAUCCUACUGGAUUUGGUGGCUCUCCUGGUGGCCUAUGCAGCUGGCUCCUGCAGGGGGUGGAGCACGUCCAUGUAUGUCGUCGCACUCAUCGUCGCCGUGCUGGGUUACUUUGUGAUCCAUAUGAUGCUGUCACUGUGUUCUGAUCGUCGUCGCCGUCACCGUCGCCGUGAGAGCCCAGGAAAUUCUCCAGUGUGAUUCAUACCACUGUGGUCCAGAGCUCUACUAUUCAGAAGGAUCCAAAAUUUAGGGCGAUUGCUCAUCUGAGAUUGUGAUCUAUCCAUUUCUCACUAUCUCUAGAUCUGUAAUCAGCUUACGUCUGUAGUCUGUACAAUAUCUACUCUGCUCUAGCUUUCCCUCGUUCUAGAUCUGUAGUCUAGUUGAUGUAAUCCGAUUAACCUGUAUCCCAAUUGGAGACCCCAAGAAAAACGUUGUUUGUGGGCUCAUUGGGCAGGUAGGCGUGCCGCGUGUGCGCGUGUUAAUGCUUGUACAGUUAUCCUAUUCUAUCUGCAUUCUCUAUCCCAUAAGAAAUCGAAUGAUAAGUGUAUGAAUUACAA
Messenger RNA from Brachypodium distachyon (stiff brome), 3217 nucleotides. RefSeq lists its product as uncharacterized. The transcript is spliced from 2 exons. Lineage: Eukaryota; Viridiplantae; Streptophyta; Magnoliopsida; Poales; Poaceae. Bases 126 to 2858 code for a protein of 910 amino acids. The record is from RefSeq and is a predicted model, not a curated record.